Messenger RNA from Cryptosporidium muris RN66, 2253 nucleotides. RefSeq names its product endonuclease/exonuclease/phosphatase family protein. Gene Ontology annotation, biological process: nuclear-transcribed mRNA poly(A) tail shortening. Bases 1 to 2253 code for a protein of 750 amino acids. The record is from RefSeq and is a predicted model, not a curated record. Gene Ontology annotation, cellular component: cytoplasm; nucleus; CCR4-NOT complex. Gene Ontology annotation, molecular function: poly(A)-specific ribonuclease activity. The transcript has a single exon. NCBI's taxonomy places the organism in Eukaryota, Apicomplexa, Conoidasida, Eucoccidiorida, Cryptosporidiidae.
AUGAGAAAAAGUAGCAGUAAUAAUAUGACGCUUACAGUAAGGGAAGACCAAAGAUAUAGUAAUUUAAGUGAUAGUAUUAGAAUUCCUAACAAUACUGGAUCAAAUAGUGAUAAAUCAGCUCCUUCUAGAAGAUCCGAUUUCAUUGGGAUUCUGAAUACUCAACCUUCACUAAAUUCUGGUAUCACAUUGAAUUCAAGUAUUAAUUCUGAUUCAGUACUUAGUGCGGAGUUAUACCGCUGUGACUUAAUGUAUGUAUCAUCUCGUAAUAAAGUACCGAUAACCCCAGUAGAAAGUUGUGAGUUACAACCCAUAGUUAUCGUGAAGGACAAUUUAGGUAGGUUAUGGGAUGAUGAUGAUGAUAAUCCAGAUAAUCCUGUAGUAAAUGGUUUAGCUACUAUAAUUUAUCGUUGGAGCAGAGGUCCAUCUAGGGCAGUUUGUACAUUUCAUCCAAGUCAAAUAGCAACUUUACAAUGUGCAGUAACUUUGAGAUGUUUCUGUAGCUCAGAAUGUUUUAAGAAAGGUUUUAAUCAACUACGUCGUUUCUAUGAUGCUAGAGGAAUGAAUCCUUUAUCACCACAUCCAAAUAGUCAUACAUAUGGUGUUCCUUGUAAACCAUUUCAAUUUAAUGAUCCAGAUAAUUCACUUAGAGAUCGAGAUGAUGCUCAUAUAACACUACUACUUAGGACAGGUUUAGUUCAUUUGUCCGAGAAUGAUGAGGAGUGGAUAUUAGUCGGUGAUCAGAGGAAUUAUAUACCAGUACCUGAGGAUGUUGGACAUCAAUUAAGAUUAGAAGUACAUAUUUUGUCUAAAAAUCAAUUUCAACGUGUAAAAGCUGCAAAUAUUUCUAAUUUUGGUUUUAUCUCUAACAAUUUAGGGAAUUCAACAGUAAAAUGUAGAUCAAUUAAAAAGGAUAUAAUUAAUUUAAUAGAAGACUUUGAGAAAAAACCUGGAACAUACUCAUGUAUAACAACAGCUUGUUGUGUUCCUAAUCUACCACAUGCCCCCCCUAGGAAUAUCUUAUCUAUACCAACAGUAACUAAUAAUAAUCACCAAAGUAAUGGAAAUGUUGGCAGUUUAGCUAGUAAUUCUCGGUUUAAAGUUUUAUCUUGGAAUAUACUAGCUGAAAUUUAUGCAAGUCAAGAGGCAUUUCCACAUUGUGAUGCUUAUAUGCUCUCUUGGACAUACCGCAAAACUAGGAUAAUAGUGGAAAUACUUAGUCACCAACCAGAUAUCGUCUGUUUACAGGAAGUACAGACUGAACACUUUGAUGAUUUCUUCAAACCGAUAUUACAGCAAUAUGGAUAUGAAGGGAUGUAUAAACAAAAAACAACUGAAAUAUUCACAUCUGGAAGUGGUAGAAGAAAAGAUGGAAAGUAUACUAUGGAUGGAUGUGCAACGUUUUAUAAAACAAACAAAUUUAUAGCAAGAGAAAAUUACUCACUAGAAUUCUCGGCUCUUAUUAAAGAAGCUACUCAUAGAACCUUACCAGCAGAAGUUAAAAAUAACCCUGCUGCAAUUAAACGACUUCUAAAAGAUAAUGUUGCAGUCGUUAUUCUUUUAGAAUAUAGACAAUCUGAUGGUAAUAAUGGAUCUUGUUUAAAUAGUGAUAAUAAUAAUGGAAAGAAUUCUGGUAAUUCAUGUGUAUCUUCAAACUCUACUCCAUUACAAGUUAUCAUUGCAAAUACACAUAUUGUUGCUAACCCUGAAGCUAAUGAUGUAAAGAUAUGGCAGGCUCAGACGCUUGUAUCUGUAUUGGAGGAAUACCUUCAUGACUGUUAUAGACGUCAGCCUGUUUUGCCUGGAUUAAUUAUAUGUGGAGAUUUCAAUAGUACUCCAGAUAGUGCCCUGUAUAGACUACUAGCAACAGGUACUUGUGAUAGAAAUCAUAAAGAUCUUGCUAUGGAUCGUCAUGGAUUAUUGGCUGAUUUACCAUUAGGUCAUUCUAUGAGACUUAGAAGUGCAUAUUCAAUGGCAAGAGCUGUUGUAGAAGGUCACAAUCCAAAUAUUAUCCCACGUUCAACAGAGACUUUAGAGCCUCUAUUUACUAACUAUACACCAAAUUACUUGGGAUGUUUAGAUUAUGUCUUUUAUACUGAUGAGAGACUUCGUCUUGGUAGUAUACUGGAGUUAUUAGAUGAAGAGGCGCUAAUUAAGGAGGCUUCUGCCUUACAACUUCCUGAUUGGUCCUUACCAAAUCCACAAAGACCUUCUGAUCAUCUUCCUUUACUUACAGAAUUUGAAUGGAACAACUAA